CGACGGUGGAGAGUUCCUUGAGAGAGACGCUCUCGUCGUCCAUCGAGCGUCAUCGCUCGAAGAGAUCCGGUGGUGUGGUGUGUGCGCGCGCGCGCGCGCGCUCUCUCUCUCUCUGUCCUCUCCUCGCUCGUUCGCGUUGUGAUCGCCGUACCUGGAAGCGAACGCUGCGCGCUUCCCCGCGCGUCGUCUGCGAGAGGACCCAGCGGAGCGACCGGACGUCGCUGCGCCGUCGAGAGUCCGUUUGCACCGUCGGACACCGGGUUGCCUCCUGAGAGCGUUCUCGCCUCGGAGAAACGGGAAACCGCGAAGAGGCGGCCGGGAGACUGCAAAGCGACCGACGAAGAAGAGAAAGACGUCAUCGUCGCGCUACCAGUGCUGGGGACAAGCGAGAGUACUCUCCCUCUCUCUCUCUCUCUCUCCCCCCCUCUUAGCCCCGAUCCAAGCGUUGAUUGUCGCGAGAGAGCGAGAGAGACCGCAGGGUGAGAGGAUGGAAGCCACGGACGGUCGUGGUGGUCGGCGAGCAACGACGAGGAGGCAUCGUCGCGCGGCCCGUCAUACGUGAGAGCUCGGCGGCGAAGGUAAAGAGCGAGAGAGUAAGAGAGAGAGGGAGAGCAAGAGAGCACGCCCUUGCGUGGCUCUCUCGGAAGAGGGCGGUGGAGGGCGGUUUGCUCUCGUCGCUCGGCUCGGCUCGGUACGGCGGCCCCCCACAUGACGCCCCACUUAGGCCGUUAGGGCAGCAGGCGCACUCGCCGCCACUGGUCACCGGUGGCGGUGACGAAAAGGGGCUGAUGUCAGUGCGACCACUCGGCGGCGUUCGCUCGGUUCGUCAGUUCGGAUGCGCGAUAUCGCACGCAUCGGCGUGCCGCGUACGAGGCGAGCGGGACUCCCGGCGAGGACAACAGCGGGCUCAACUACGGGGAUCGGCAGCGCGGUGAUGCCUGCGGCAGCGGCCGCGUGCAGCAGCGAGUCGCGAUCGGUAGUGGUUGAUCGGCGAGUCGCCGCGCGAUUCACGACGACGAGGAAGAGCAAGUAUUAUCUGACGCGCGCGAUCGUGGCUGCGUCGAUCGCGUCGGUAGGUCGAACCGAGUGGCGCAGCCCGAGAAAUAAUGCGUGUUAGGCACGAGGACGACGACGACGACGUGAAGACGCGCCGAGUACCGAGACGACGACGGCGGUACGACGACGCGAGCAGUAGUAGCGUGCCAUCAUCGGCGACGAGAACGGCGGCGAGCGGCGAGAAGAGGAAGAAGAAGAAGAAGAACAACAACAACAACAACGAGCUUCGACGACCACUGCUGUUACUACCGCAGCAGCUGCAACGGCAGCGCAAUUAUGUACGCGUCGUACGGUACCGAGAUCACAUAGUGAUCCGCUUGUAGUUAUGUUGUUGUCAUCGUCGCGCGGCGCGACCUGUGCAGUAGAUCUUCACAGUGAAAAUCUGGCGUGAGCGGUUCCGCGGUGGAACGGGGAAUAUGGCGUCGGUCUCGGCCGAGACUCCAGCCAGCCAUGGGCACAGCUUCAGUAAGAAGACGUUUCAUAAACCGACGUACUGCCAUUGCUGCUCGGACAUGCUCUGGGGCCUGAUACAGCAGGGGUACAUCUGCGAAGUGUGUAACUUCGUGGUGCACGACCGCUGUCUCAAGGCCGUCGUCUCUCCCUGCUCCAGUAUCGCGGCAAGCCUCAUCAAGAACCCGGUUGCACAUUGUUGGUCCGAACAAGUACAUCGUAAACGGAAAUUCUGCAACGUCUGUCGGAAACGAUUGGAUGACAAUCCAUCCGUACAUUGCGAAAUAUGCGAGUACUUCGUGCACGUAGAAUGCCAAGACUUCGCAGUGGCAGACUGCAAAGAGAACGCUACGUACUUACCUGGAAGGGAUCUAGCAGCGGUGAAGCACACUCAUCAUUGGCGGGAAGGCAACCUUCCGAGCAGCUCCAAAUGCGGAGUGUGCAAGAAGGGUUGCUUUUCUGCCGAGUGCCUGUCCGGAUUCCGAUGCGAAUGGUGCGGCAUGACGCUACACGCGUAUUGUUACAAGAAUAUCCCCCAAGAAUGCACCUUCGGCAACUUGGAACCCAUAUAUUUGCCACCACAUGCAGUUAGUAUUCCGCGCACCGAAGUUCCCAUGGAAGCCAUCAUCGGUGUGCAAGUGCGACGUAAAGAAGUGCUGGCGCGUGAGUAUUCUUGCCAUAACAUCGGAGAGCAAUUCGAUUUCGCUGAGAGUGAACAAAUUGGGGCUGCUAGGCUGUCAGACCGCCUAGCCGAAGCUUUGAGGCGCCUUUCGCUAGUUUUGCCACGUAGCUGCCGUGGAAAUUGUCAUGCUUCCCCUCCCUAUGUUCGAGCGCGGAGCAUAUCAGAAGAGUUCAGUAGCGAUGCGAAGUACCGUGACAACGGGGAGCCGGCGCAGUGUACGCACAGUCGAGAUCCACGUUCUCCUAAGGAGAAAGACGACAAAGAAAGAGGUGACGAAGCAGAGAUGAUCAAGGUGUACGAUGGCGACAACUCUCUGAGGCGACGGAUAUUUCGGGUGAUCUCGGUGCCCAGGCAGGCUACGACAGAGCAGGUUCUCACGUCGGCACUGCGUGCUUUUCACAUUACGAAAGAUCCUAGCAAUUUUUACUUAACCGACCUGUACGCCACCGAGGACAAGGAGCUGUGCGACCCGACGCCUGUCUUAAAUUUAAAUCGCAAAGAAGGCAAACGUCCGGCUGUGUUCUUACGAUUUAAAAAUAACAACAGCGGAGAGGUGCGAGUGUAUCCUGGCAAACUGCAGGUGUCAGAGUUCUUCUGUAUAGUACCUGUCACUGAGAAGACAACGGUCGCCGAUUUAAUAAACGAGGCGCUGGGGAAGUUCGGUUUAGAAGAUUUCAAUUGCGACGAUUACAGGUGCAGCGAGGUUCUGUUGGAUCAUGGUGUGACGGAGAGAGUUUUGUCCCUGGACGAAAAACCCUGGGACAUCGUCAAGCAACUGGGGAAGGAUUCUAUCAGACAAAUGGAGCUGAUGCGGUUUUACUUGCAACUGAGGCAAGAUCCCCACGGACCUAAUCUGGCUUUAUUCGUGGGCAACUUACCACCAGGUCUCACCCAAAUACGCUAUGGGGACAUAUUAAGAGAAAUUUUAGGAAAAGAAAAUAAAUUCGAGCUUGGCCCAAUUUAUUACGAAUACGGUUCGGUGGUUAUCAUAUACAAAGAUUCCGAUCAGGCGGUUAAAGCGUUAUACACGUUGCGGGAAUUGAAAUACGAAGACAAGCAACUUCUAGUAAUGCUUUUACCGAAUAUCGAGCCGAAUAUGGUACCAUCGGGCGUACAACCGUUGCUCGUAUUCGUAAACGUAAAAUCUGGCGGUUGUCAAGGACUUCAACUAAUUUCUAGUUUUCGUAAACUGUUAAAUCCUUAUCAGGUGUUUGAUCUUGACAACGGUGGACCUUUACCCGGACUUUACGUUUUCCGUCACGUACAGGAUUACAAGAUCCUGGUAUGUGGUGGAGAUGGCACUAUAGGUUGGGUGCUACAGUGUUUAGAUAAUGCAGGUCAGGAUAGCGUGUGCUCUUCUCCCGCAUGCGCUAUCGUGCCUCUGGGAACGGGGAACGACCUCGCUCGUGUGCUAUGUUGGGGUUCCGGUUACACGGGAGACGAAGACCCGCUAAAUUUAUUGCGAGACGUUAUCGACGCGGAAGAGGUAAUAUUGGACAGGUGGACCGUGGUUUUUAAUUCGCAAGACCAAGAGGGGAGCAAUCCUCAAGCGAUCACGACUGCAGCAGAAAAACUGGCAUGGUGUCGAUUGCAUACCGCAGGCGCAGGGGGUUCUAGUAGCGAAGACAAUACGCAAAUGUAUGUGAUGAACAAUUAUUUUGGCAUCGGCGUCGACGCGGAUUUAUGUUUGGACUUUCACAACGCGAGGGAAGAAAACCCUAACAAAUUCAAGAGUAGAUUACGGAAUAAAGGCGUGUACGUGACGAUGGGCUUGCGUAAGAUGGUGAAGCGUAAGCCGUGCAAGGAUUUACACAAGGAAAUUCGGUUGGAAGUGGACGGCAAAUUGAUCGAAUUGCCACAGGUGGAAGGGAUAAUUAUUCUGAAUAUUUUAAGUUGGGGCUCUGGUGCUAAUCCCUGGGGACCAGAUACCAAAGAAGAUCAAUUUUGUACGCCAAAUCACUGGGACGGUAUGUUGGAAGUCGUCGGAGUAACGGGAGUUAUGCACCUCGGACAGAUACAGUCGGGUCUACGCACGGCUAUGAGGAUAGCACAGGGCGGACACAUAACCAUUCAGCUGAAUUCGGAUAUACCGGUGCAAGUGGACGGUGAACCGUGGGUGCAGAGUCCGGGGAAGAUCUCUGUCCUGAAGUCCGCACUUAAGGCUACGAUGCUGAAGAAGACUAAGGGUAAAAUGAAGCGGCGUAAUACAGAAUCCAGUAUGCAGUUGGCGCUACAGGCUGCACCGUCGAACGAACCGGACGCGGAGAUCUUCUGAGUGAAUGAACAAAACGUUAUGUGAAAGUGGAUGAGAAUGCGUCGCCGUGACCGCGAGCACGUAGCCACACACAAGACAGAGGACUCGAUCGAUUUAGCACACUGCGGUAAAAAAAAAGUAAAAGAAAAAAAGAGAAUUAUAUACAAUCGGCCUUGAAAUCGUCCGACGGCGCGCGGUGGCGCCGCACGAACUUAAACAUUAAGGCACACACGUACAACGCGAGGGAGAAGAGAAAGUGGAAAAGGAACACAAACCGCUCGAUGAAGAGGCAGGGAGAGGGUGACAAGGUAGAUAAGGUUUUCAAAUCACACGGACACACGUAAUAUACACAGCGUGAAAAAAAAAAUCCACGGUCGACUCGAUGAUUCUUAAUGUUUGUUCUUACAUUAAUAGAAAGGGAAAGAUAGAUCUCAUUUUUAAAUGUUAAUAAUUAUAGCACUGUACGUAGCUCUCUUAUCGAUCAAUAUUUUUUUAGUAAAAUUAUAAUAGAUCUUGACACGGUACACGCGCGCGUACACAUACAUACACACACACAUACAACACUUGCAGAACGCUUUGAACGCGCUUUCCUUUUUUCCCGGCGCAUUUUCGAGACGCAUCCAGCGUCCAAUGAAAGAUUUUCUAUCUUAUGAGUAUCACUCAAGCACAAAUUCUCCCAUCGGACCGUCGGCUGCGUUCUGAAGUGCGUCGUAGGGAACGUGUUCCGAGUCGUUCUUCAAGUGAAUACGCACACAAACACGCAACAUAUUAAGCAGUAUUGAAGGAAGCUACGCACUUACGCGUGCUCACGACGACGUUGAUUUGUAUACAUAUAUAUUUACGUUCCAAGCUUGAUGGUUGAAAUGACGGGGGAAGGAAGUCGUGAUGUAUAUUUACGUUUCGUAUGGUAUUUUGCAGUCUACACACACACACACACACACACACACACACAGAGUUUUUCACGAUACGUGAAACGUGAAACUCCGGACGAAUAUAUAAAGAAAAAAAGAAAAAAACAAGAAGAGACGCAAAUAAGUUGUUAAUAAUAUAUUAUAGAGUAUUUAUGAUUAAAUAUUAAUAUAUUUACAUAAUAUUGUAUUAGUACACACUACGACUUUAAGUUGUGACAAUUGUUGUGUAUGUCUGGCUGCUGGGCAGUCUGGAAUUCGUUAAGAAACCAGUGGCAGUCAGAGUUUCCUAGGAUACGAUUAAUAAGGAGGUAAAUUAAUGUAUCUUUUUCAUAAGACGAUAAGAUCGCAACGUGAAUUAACGAACGCUUUGCCGAUCCGUCUCCGCGGCGGAGAAAGAAAGAGAGAGAGAGAGAGAAUGUACAAAUGACGAAUACACAGUGCGCGCGCGAACGUUAAGCGUGUCCGAGUCGGAUUGGCAUCGCGACUGACCUCGGAGCUCUGACAGUCUCCCAUGACGACAAAGUUUGGCAGUGCCAUCGGCAACAUACAUUCCACUAUUAACGUGACGAAGAAGCGUGAAUCACAGAAAUAUGUACACUUUACGAACUAUGUCAAAAGAAAAAGGAGGAGGAUACGAGGUUGUAACGCGCGUAACGUAAAACGCGUUAAUACGUACUUAAGAGGAAAAAAGGAAGAAGGAAAACACAGAGGAAAAAAAAGAGGGGGAGGUCGUCGGGACGUGUGUCGUUGACGUGGGUCGAGUGACGUACGGGGGGAAGGGGGGGGCAGGACCACGCGAAUCGGAAGCAAUAUACUAUUGUUUGCGAGCUUCCAAGGUUCUCACGUCUUUGGUACACUGAAUGAAUACACAUACACGCGCAUAUACGCACGUACAUACGUAUACACACACACACACAACACACACAUAUACAUAUGUGCUACCAGAAUACAUCGAGUGUCACCCGCUGAUCCUCGAAGCACGCGACGCAAACAAAUACUUAAGCUCCGAUGUCGCUCUCUCACACGUGCAGCAGGGCUUACGUUCAUAUUGGACUUUCCUUCGCUGGUAUCGCGUGAAAGAAAAGUAAAACCAAAAAAAAAAAGAGGAGGGGAAGAGGAAUAAAAUAGAGAAAAAAAGAACUUCGGUGCCAAAUACAAUUGUACAUAAUACAUUAUAAAAGUGUAGGGGCUCUCUUAUAUAAGACGGUUUGCCAGUUAAAUCGCGACGGCAUUUAAUGCGACAACGUCGACGGACGAAGGAGAGCGAGCGAGAGCGAGAGAGAGAGAAAGUGAGGGAGAGAGUGAGCGAUGUGUGAUGCGACGCGUGAGGAGGGUACUUUCUAGUUCGCGGGGAAAGGACCCUUUUGAAUUUUCACGCACACACGUUAUAUUCGUAUCGUGUGAACGUGAACCCAAAAAAAAAA
Molecule: messenger RNA, 6777 nt
Organism: Dinoponera quadriceps
Lineage: Eukaryota; Metazoa; Arthropoda; Insecta; Hymenoptera; Formicidae
Product: diacylglycerol kinase theta
Exons: 18
Coding region: 1473-4463 (996 amino acids)
Biological process (GO): lipid phosphorylation; intracellular signal transduction; diacylglycerol metabolic process
Molecular function (GO): ATP-dependent diacylglycerol kinase activity; nucleic acid binding
Source: RefSeq, a predicted model, not a curated record